This is a messenger RNA of Recurvomyces mirabilis, 288 nucleotides long. RefSeq lists its product as uncharacterized. The record is from RefSeq and is a predicted model, not a curated record. The transcript is spliced from 2 exons. NCBI's taxonomy places the organism in Eukaryota, Fungi, Ascomycota, Dothideomycetes, Mycosphaerellales, Teratosphaeriaceae. Bases 1 to 288 code for a protein of 95 amino acids.
AUGUUCUCCACCACACGACAAGCGACGGCUCUGGCGCUGCGCGCCAAACCAAUGACCGCCGUACAGCCCUUCCGUGUCGCCAAUGUUGCCUUCAUAUCCUCGACCCCGAAGAACCCAGCAGAGCCAGCAAUGCAGAGACCAGGUCUUGUGCGAGGGGCACCAGGCACACCCCCUCCAAUGAAGCAGGGAAUGCCAGAAUCAGUACCAUUACCGAGUCAAGAAGGCACAAAGGGUGUGAUGCAAUACGCGCUGUACGUUCAAGAUAUGGAGUGGGAUGGGUCGGACUAG